AUGAAUCAGAAUGAGGAACUGGUCAAUCUGCUGGUCCAGAAAGUUCGUCAAGUCUCACCCGACUUGAUUGGAAGAUGCCUGGAAGCGACGGGGAAUCUUAAGAUUGCCAGAACAUGCUUAGAGUUCUGCGAUGAAAUCUACAAAGGAUUUGAGCUCUCUAUUACUUGCACAGACACCAGGCAAACUGGGCCCGGCACGCUACUUGGUGUAGUUUGUUGGAAUAGGAGUACCAUUGAAGCUACUGUGAUAGCCGAACACCUCCUCGAACGAGGUGCAAAUGUUGACGCUUGGCAUAUCUUCCCAGCUCCAGCUCACAGGCACAAAAAUUUGGUUACGACUCCACUCGGACUUGCGGCGGCUAGGGGAAAUGUUCAGCUUAUGAAAAUACUCCUCGAGGCCGGGGCCAAUCUCAGACCAGACGGUGUACUUGGAUGUUUGUCUCCGCUUGUGCUGGCGGUCCACUACAAACAGCACUUUGCUGUUGAACUCCUCACGAAAUGGGGAGCGCCCGAUGAGAACAUUGAGCGAAAGCUGGACUUCAUAGAGACAACGCCUUCUUAUGCGCUGCCAAACCAGAUUGAGAUGAUGAUGCAGAAUGAGGCGAUGCGAACGAUGGUGAUAGAAAAUGGGAUGAAACGAGAUCUGAUGAUACUAAGAGCAAUUGAAACAGACGAGGCAAAUUUAGUUCAGAUGCUUCUGGAAACCAAAACCCUCGGAGGAGCCACGCGCUGCUGUGUGUCGAACACUCUUGGUAGAGCAAUUGGCCAGGGAAAGCGCGACAUAAUAACAUUACUGUUGAACGCCGGGGCUCACCUUGAGCUUCGCUAUGUCUUUUCUAUUGGUGAUCUGAAAACAGCGAUGUACUUGGAAGAACGCGGACUGUUGCACAGUUUGCUGAGAGAGAAAGGCCGAUGGAUCCUCACUACGGCAAUAAUGGCAGCUGACAGGGCGUUAAUAGACUUUCUUCUGGAAAACUCAGCAGAUCGUUCUUCCAGUUCGCCCCCGACAAACUUUUCGCAGCUUGACGCUUUGCUCAGGGACCAUAAAAGCCCAAGUUCAUCCUGUUCUAGCUACCACUACAGUUAUGGAGACUUUGUCGAACCUGGAAGACUAUGCGUUACGCCUCUGGAAGCAGCCCUGUGUCGUGGCUAUUUUGAACUUGCGAAAAUUCUGUUAAGACGCGGCGCACCUGUCAAAGAACGUGAGAUCAACGCGCUUGUUUGGAACGCAAUCAACUUUCGUCACCUCCUUGUCCACACCUUCGAGUUCUUGGACCUGGUUUCUACCACUCGCACUUUACCAUGCGCCCCCACAGCUCUAAAGAUGGCAAUCUCAUCGGGUGGUCAACUUCUCGUACGUUCUCUUCUAGAAGCUGGAAUUGGCGUUGUGGGAACAUAUUUUGUGCCUUCUGAUGUUGUUGAUCCAAUAAUCUUAUAUCGACUUCGACACCGCGGCGAGCGGAGUUGCAAGCUGGCAGGUUGGUGGAAUUGGACUGGCGAAAAUAAAGCACAUCCUGCUACGUUUGCAAGCGAAUAUGUGAAUCUGCAGUUUUCGCAAGCUCAAAGCGAUUCUCAAACUUUGGUCAAGAUGCUUGGGCCAAAACAUCGAUGCCAAUCGAUUUCUCUACUAGAACACGCAGUGGAGAAAAGUGAAAAAUGUACUUUCUCAAUUCUACUGCAAGUAGACGCAUGGACACCAGAAGACCUAGGGAAAGCAAUUGUCAAGAGUCUACAGCUUGACCGAAAAGACCUCACUCCUGGGUUGCUAGCAUCUGCCGCUAAACUCUACAAGAAAGGACACUUCUGUUCAUCUUUGAAUUUUGGUCCCAAAGAGGCGGAUGCCCAGACGGUCAACCAUUUCAUUUCAGCUGGUUGUAGUCUUGACUACAUCUUCGGAUCUCCGAAAAUGGCUCUCUGUGAAGCUAUUGAGUAUGAACAGAUGGCUCUUGUGGAUAUACUUCUCAGAGCUGGGGUCCAUCUUGAUGAGAUGGUCGCCCCCACAGAAGUUUCAGCUUUCUUUCAAAUUGCAGUCAAGCAAAACCAUCACAAGCUCAUGGAUAUGCUCCUGCUAGCUGGCGCUGAUGUCAAUACGCCUGCAACAUCUAGAGACAUGGGUACAGCUUUACAAAUUGCGGUCGGGAAAGAAAAUCUGCAGCUCACGCAAUGGCUACUUGAAAUCGGCGCAAACGUCAAUGGGGCACCUUGGCGCGACAGUGGAAGAACUGCUCUACAAGCUGCCGUCCUUCAGGGGAAUCUCGAGCUGGUAAACAAACUACUGGAUAUAGGCGCAGAUGUCAACCAGAGUCCUGCUGAUUCUUCCGGGGCGACCGCUUUACAGCUCGCGGCGAUUCGAGGCUACAUUAGCAUUGCCCAAAAGCUGAUUGGUCGUGGCGCUAAUAUAAAUGGUUCCAGGGGUCACCACUUUGGUAGAACGGCACUUGAAGGAGCCGCAGAGCAUGGCCGGACUGACAUGCUACAAUUGCUGUUGGACGGUGGGAGUUUUCUCGAGGGCGAAGGCCGCAGAGAGUUGAUUCGAGCUGUCAAGUUAGCAGUGAAGAAUGAGCGACAUGCAAUCUCCCGAUAUUUGAAGUCAUUCGUUGACUGGAAUGACUCGGACAACGAAUGUUUUCAGAAAGAAGUUUUCGACCAAGAAGAGAAAGACAUGUUGGGCAAAAAGGCAUAA
Messenger RNA from Penicillium samsonianum, 2682 nucleotides. RefSeq names its product ankyrin repeat domain-containing protein. The coding region runs from base 1 to 2682 and encodes 893 amino acids. NCBI's taxonomy places the organism in Eukaryota, Fungi, Ascomycota, Eurotiomycetes, Eurotiales, Aspergillaceae. The transcript has 2 exons. Gene Ontology annotation, molecular function: protein binding. The record is from RefSeq and is a predicted model, not a curated record.